GAGCCGGCCCGGCCGCCGCUCCCGCCCAAUCCUCCCGAUUCCGAGCCGCCCACCGCCCAGGAACCCUAGAACGCCGGGCACCGGCGGCGGAGUCCCAGCCGCGGACGGCGCCGGCCAAGCGCCAGGCGCGCCCCUCACCGCGGCUCAGGCGCUCGGCGGGCGGCACCGCGCACCCCGGGCCCGCGGCUCGGGUGUCGGCGCCACCUGCACCGCUGCACGGCGCUCAGGGUCGCCAGGGCCGCGCACGGUGCACGGCCCAGGGCGGCGGGCGGGCGGGCGGGCGGAAGCACUGCAGGAGUGCAGGAGGCAGGUCGGGGGGACAAGUCAGGCCAUCCUUAGCGAGUAAGGUGAACCCAGCUGUGGUGCAGGCACAAUCAGUUGCCAAGGAAUUUCUGUUGGCCCCUGGACCAAGCAGCAAUGAAGAUACUCAAAGCAAAUGCAGGGUCACUUACAAACUUUGAAGUUCUUGACUUCUUACGAUCAAGAGGAGCCAAAGUUGAUCCCAUGGGAUGCUUGGGGGUUGUUGCUGCAUCAGAGUGUAAGGCGUAUGAGUACCUCUUAAAAACCCCUGCUUGCAACCAGACAAGGGAAUCAAUCUACGAAUUUGUGAAGAGAAGUGAGGAUUUCAGGCUUGCAGAUGCUGAUAAGCUAAAUGUCAUUAAUUGGAGACCAUCCUCAGCUGCCGAUGCAUACGCGAUGAUAGAGGAAUGUGGGAGGCGAUUUAACAGGAACGAGCGAGGAGAAACAUGUGACGAAGAUGAAUGGGUCCAGGAAUUUUUGGAUAUGGUGAAGGAGGUUUUGCCACCACCACCUCCAAAGGCGGAGGUGGAGGGGGAGGCUGUGGAGGAGGCUGAGGCUGGGGCCGAGGCAAUGCAGGAGUGAUUGUAGUGUAGAUUACUGUGUUGCGGAGUCCAAUUGCAUGAAAUGCUGGUGCUAAAUUCUGCAUGUAGCUCAUAUGCAUCUACAUGAUCGUUGCAAAUAUUAUAGGCAGCUACUGUAUUCGGACUUACCUUUGACUUGUCAAUCUUCUCAAUGUACUAUUAUUUGACUAAUUUCUAAUGAAGCCUAGCUCGGUGAAACAUGAUUCAGAACA
Molecule: messenger RNA, 1093 nt
Organism: Panicum virgatum (switchgrass)
Lineage: Eukaryota; Viridiplantae; Streptophyta; Magnoliopsida; Poales; Poaceae
Exons: 5
Coding region: 418-882 (154 amino acids)
Biological process (GO): transcription initiation at RNA polymerase III promoter
Cellular component (GO): RNA polymerase III complex
Molecular function (GO): nucleotide binding
Source: RefSeq, a predicted model, not a curated record